Molecule: messenger RNA, 1316 nt
Organism: Saprolegnia diclina VS20
Lineage: Eukaryota; Oomycota; Saprolegniomycetes; Saprolegniales; Saprolegniaceae
Exons: 1
Coding region: 66-1265 (399 amino acids)
Source: RefSeq, a predicted model, not a curated record
CGCAAACUUCAAGCAUCUUGGCGCGGCCUGUAGUCGGUCGUCGCCAGUCGCCGAUUCGGUUUACGAUGCACAAGCAGGUCGUGAGCGCUGCGUGCACGCUGCUAUUGGCGCUGCUGCUCUGGCCGCGGUCGGCGCCGUACGCCAAGACGACGACGUUGCACUUUCCCGCGCACGCGCCACUCGCCGCCGCGCCGCCGAUGGCCGCGUACGCUGGCGGCCGCUACACCUUUGGUCGGUGGAAGCAUGCGAUUGCUGACGUUGGCUUCCACAGCCACGAUCCCGCGAGCGACGUUCUGGAUGCACUCACCUCCAGCUUCCAGACCAAACUCUGGCACUACACGAGCGUCGACACACCUCGCUUCUUUCUCGGGUUUGCGUUUGUCCAGCUCCAGUACGUCUCGGACGUCUUCUUGUACCUGGUUGACAAGGCGAGUAUGGAGAAGCACGAGUACACAGCGCGCCGUCCGGGCACUGUCGGCCUUGCGUUCGCUGCGUCGUCGAUCGAUGCGCACCAGUGCACGGUGUUCUCUGCCUCGACAGUGCUCGAAACCAACGAGACGAUUGAAGCGUGCUACGUUGGGGGUGCGUGGCAGCUCCGCGCCAACGUACCGCUGACCAGUGCCAACGGGUCGACCACACGGCUUGACAUGGAGAUGGCCCUUCAGCGCGACGAAGCUCUCACGCUGCUGUACCCGCUGGCUGACGACCCAAGGCGGCCAGCGUAUGUACACAAGGGCGCCGGCAGCGCCGCAACCGGUCACCUCCAGUUUGGCGCGAGUCACAUGCCGCUUACGCGCGGACUCGGCGCGAUCGACUGGACCAAGAGCAUGGCGCUGCGUGAGACGACGUGGCAUUGGGCGUCCGCUAGCUUCUUUGACGACGACGGCACCGCGAUCGGCAUCAACUUGAGCCAGCACGUGUACGACGUCGAUGGCGCGUCCCAGGAGAAUGCCAUCUGGGUCGACGGCCGUGUGUGUGCGCUGCGCGGUGUCCAGUUUCAGAUUCCAGAUCUGGAUCCGGUCAAAUCCAACUGGCGCAUCACAUCGAUCGCGCCGACGUCCCAAGACAAUGUGACGCUCGUGUUUACGCCGGCCGGGGCACGCCGCGACGACGCCGGCGUGCCAUACCUCUUGCACUCGCGCUUCGUGCAGCCGUACGGCACCUUUUCAGGACGCAUUGUCUGCGCAACGGACGACAAUAUUGUACACGAUAUCACCGUGGACAGUGCGUUUGGCGUCGUCGAAGAUCACUUUGCGCUCUGGUAACGUCGUCGCUCGUAGUUUCGUCUCGUCAAUUGUGUGUAUUUUCUAUUUGCU